Cladophialophora psammophila CBS 110553 is the source of this 780-nucleotide messenger RNA. Its product is annotated as imidazoleglycerol-phosphate dehydratase. Gene Ontology annotation, molecular function: imidazoleglycerol-phosphate dehydratase activity. Bases 1 to 780 code for a protein of 259 amino acids. The record is from RefSeq and is a predicted model, not a curated record. The transcript has a single exon. Gene Ontology annotation, biological process: L-histidine biosynthetic process. Lineage: Eukaryota; Fungi; Ascomycota; Eurotiomycetes; Chaetothyriales; Herpotrichiellaceae.
AUGGGAUCGAUGGAACGAAUUAUACCGGUGGCACUGCCGCGACGCACUCACACGCUCUCGCGCAUCACCAAUGAGACCAAAAUUCAGGUUUCGCUUUCACUAGAUGGAGGCUCACUUCUCCCAUACGAAGCCUCCCAACAUUUCUCGUCGUCGAUACCUGCGGCCCAGAAACAAUCACAUCCGGAGGUUCUAGUUCCUUUGCCUACAUCACACCAUGCGACACAGAUAACGCCCACACAGCAAAUAGCCAUAUCCACCGGCAUUGGAUUUCUAGACCACAUGCUCCACGCUUUGGCGAAACAUGCGGGCUGGUCUUUAGCCAUCCGCGCAAUCGGCGACUUAAUCAUCGACGACCAUCACACGGCCGAGGACGUAUUUCUGGCGGUCGGCGCCGCGUUCAACGCCGCGUUAGGGAAACGGACCUCUCUCGUCCGUUUCGGUCGCGGCGACGCACCCCUCGACGAAGCGCUAUCGUGGGCUGUCAUCGAUCUUUCCAAUCGACCAUACAGCGUGAUUGACUUUGGAUUCACCCGAGAGAAGAUCGGUGAGCUAAGUACGGAAAUGCUCACGCAUGGGCUCGAGAGUUUUGCCCAAGCUGCCAGCGUGACCUUACAUGUGAAGUGCGUCUACGGAAGCAAUAACCAUCACAGGGCAGAAAGCGCUUUCAAGGCGCUUGCAGUGGCUUGCAGGCAAGCUUGCGAGAGGAGAGCUGAGGGCGCAGUGGGCAGCGGAGACGUAACGAGUACAAAAGGUGUCCUUGGGUCAAGUGUGACUGGGUAG